Molecule: messenger RNA, 999 nt
Organism: Colletotrichum truncatum
Lineage: Eukaryota; Fungi; Ascomycota; Sordariomycetes; Glomerellales; Glomerellaceae
Product: Acetylxylan esterase 7
Molecular function (GO): hydrolase activity
Source: RefSeq, a predicted model, not a curated record
AUGUUGUCGCCAAAGGCCGUUGCCACUCUCUUCAACUUCAUACUCUUGGCCUCUGCAGCCCCCGGAAAACGCCAGUCUACUGGUUCUGGAUCUUGCACUGAUCUGCACCUUUUCCUGGCCCGCGGAUGGAAUGAAGACUACCCUGGCCGUCAGCAGUCUAUCGUCGAUGCUACCUGUAACGGCCUCUCAAGCUGCGACUACGAAGAUAUUCGAUUUGAUGCGUCUAACCCUCGCGGAUACCCGAAUGCUGUUGAAGAAGGCCGCUCUUCUGGUGUUUCCCAGAUCAAGGCCUACGUGGAGAAGUGCCCCAACUCCAAGGUUGUCCUGACCGGCUACAGCGAGGGUGCCAACGUCGUUGGAAACAUUCUUGCUGACUCGGGUCUUGAUGCCACUUCUUCUCCGGGCAACAAUGUCUGUGCUGCCCUUCUCUUCGGCGACCCGACUCAUAUCGGCGAGCAGAGUUACAACGUCGAGGCCGGCUCCAGCCUCAGCGGUCAGAUGGCUCGCUCCAGUUCAUCACUCAGGAACUUGAACAACUUCUCCGGCGUCCUCCGAUCAUGGUGCAACGGUGAGGACACCGUCUGUGCCUACGGCAACGGCGGUCGCACGAUGGGAGAGAACGCGCACACCAAUUACUUCCAGCUCUACACCAAUGACGGCGCUGCCUUUAUCAAGGAGAAGUGUGUGGCCUCCGGAACCACUCCGACCACGACCUCGAGUGUUCCUGCUCCCACCUCGACCGGCUCGUUCUGCACUUCUGGCAAGGUCAAAUCUGGCCUGUCUGACAACUAUAGCGGACUCUGCGCCUUUGCUUGUUCAAACGGAUACUGCCCCGAUGGUGUUUGCCAAUGUGAUUCUUUCGGCCAGCAAACCACCAGCCCUGGUGGAGACGGACGCGACGGAUGCCCUGCUGAUGGGCUGGAUGAGAGCUACAAGGGCCUCUGUAGCUUCAGCUGCAGUCAUGGCUACUGCCCUCUCGGUGCCUGCAAGUACUGCUAA